AUGGCGUCAGCGAGUCCUAUGACAGACGUGACCCAGCGAUUAUUUGCGGACCUCAAGUCGAAGAACGAUGAUAUUAAGGCCCGAGCUGCCUAUGAGCUCCAUGACAAUGUGGUUGCCGUCUCUCGAGAUUGGCCAUCCGAGAAAUUCAACGAGUUCUACAAUGCUGUCAGCCAGCGGAUCGCGCAGCUGGUGGUGACGGGAGAUGACGCCAAUGAACGAGUCGGCGGUCUCCUCGCACUCGACCGGCUGAUUGACUUCGACGGUGUGGAUGCAGCUCAGAAAACCACUCGAUUUGCCAGCUAUCUCCGAAGCGCCCUACGAAGCAACGACAAUGCGGUGUUGGUGUGCGCGGCCCGAUCGCUUGGCCGGCUGGCUAAACCUGGCGGGGCAUUCACAGCCGAGUUGGUAGAAAGUGAGAUUCAGUCCGCUCUGGAAUGGCUACAGUCAGAGCGUCAGGAAAGCCGUCGAUUCGCUGCUGUUCUGGUGAUUCGGGAGCUAGCCAAGGGCUCGGCAACACUAUUGUACGGCUUCGUGCCUCAGAUCUUCGAGCUUGUCUGGGUCGCACUUCGAGACCAGAAAGUGCUCAUCCGAGAGACAGCUGCACAGGCUGUGGGAGAGUGCUUCGAAAUCAUCGUGGCCCCAGACUCGUCCGUCCGUCAAUCAUGGUUCGCAAGGAUCUAUGAAGAAGCGUUACUGGGACUGAAGUCCCAUAAUGUGGACUGGACUCACGGAUCGCUCCUAAUCCUCAAGGAGCUAUUCCUUAAAGGCACAAUGUUCAUGAAGGAGCAUUAUCGAAAUGCCUGCGAGAUCGUGCUACGUCUGAAGGAUCACCGAGAUGCUAAGAUUCGCAAUCAGGUCGUCCUCACCAUCCCUAUCCUUGCCCCAACUCAAGAGGGAGAAGGAAAGAAACGCGGCCUUGUGGCUAUUGGCAAGAUUGCCACUGCAGUGGGACCUGCUAUUAGCGGAUACCUUGAUGGGAUCAUCGUCUAUAUCCGCGAGGCACUGGCAAUGAAGGCGAGAAACCGAGCAGGUAUCGAUGAAGCUCCCAUGUUCGAGUGUAUCAGCAUGCUGUCGCUGGCAGUCGGACAAACUCUCAACGGUCACAUGGAGCAAUUGCUUGAUGCCAUCUUUGCAUGCGGUCUCAGCAAAUCACUGACGCAAGCUUUGGUCGAUAUGGCCCACUACAUCCCUCCUAUUAAGCCCGUAAUUCAGGAUAAACUUCUCGACGAGCUGAGCAUUAUACUCAGCGGUACCUCAUUCCGUCCGCUCGGUUGUCCCGAAAACCGACUUCCCCCUAUGCCAGCAUUUGCAAGGGAUUUCGGUCCCCCAGAAAGCUACUCCGAAGCGGAAAUUGCGCUCGCUCUCCACACUCUAGGCAGCUUUGACUUCUCCGGUCACAGCUUGAACGAAUUCGUGCGUGGCGUUGCGAUCAACUACGUGGAGAAUGACAAUCCCGAUAUCCGAAAAGCGUCGGCUCUCACAUGUUGCCAGCUGUUUGUCCACGACCCGAUCAUCAACCAGACUAGUGGUCACUCAAUUCAAGUUGUCAGUGAAGUCAUUGACAAACUAUUGACGGUUGGUAUCGGUGAUCCAGACCCUGAAAUCCGACGCACGGUGCUGUGGUCACUGGAUCGGAAGUUUGACCGUCACUUGGGCCGCCCUGAGAAUAUUCGGAGCUUGUUCCUAGCGGUCAAUGAUGAGGUCUUCGAAGUCAAGGAAGCUGCUAUUUGCAUCAUCGGCCGUCUAUCCAACGUGAAUCCAGCAUAUGUUUUCCCUCCACUGCGGAAGCUACUGGUGAAUCUUCUGACUGGACUCGGAUUUGCGAACACUGCCCAACAAAAGGAAGAGACUGCUCAGCUCAUCAGCUUAUUUGUCUCCAAUGCAACCAAGUUGAUCAGGUCGUAUGUUGACCCAAUGGUUACAGCACUGCUGCCCAAAUCAACGGAUAGCAAUCCAGGUGUCGCCGCGACCACACUCAAAGCUGUCGGAGAGCUUGGCAACAUUGGCGGCGGCGAGAUGAGACGCUAUCUGCCCCAGAUCAUGCCCAUAAUCUUGGAGUCACUCCAGGAUCUUUCCUCCCAUACUAAGCGCGAGGCGGCCCUUCGGACCCUUGGUCAGUUGGCUGCCAACGCUGGCUACGUGAUCGACCCGUACCUCGAGUACCCUCAUCUACUUGACGUCUUGAUCAACAUCCUCAAGACAGAGCAAACGGGCUCUUUGCGGAAAGAGACAAUCAAGCUGGUGGGUGUGCUUGGUGCUUUAGACCCCUACAAGUACCAACAAAUCAGUGAUGUGGAGCCUGAUGUUCACCACAUUAACGAAGUUCAAGACCCGACGGACGUUGCCUUGAUCAUGCAGAGUCUUACUCCGUCGAACGAGGAGUACUACCCCACGGUGGUGAUCCAUACAUUACUGCAGAACAUUCUGAGAGAGAACUCACUGGUGCAAUACCACUCAUCAGUGAUCGACGCCAUCGUUACCAUUUUCAAGACUUUGGGCUUGAAGUGUGUCCCAUUCCUUGGACAGAUUGUUCCCGCAUUCAUUUCGGUUAUCAGAAGCUCCCCUGCUAGCCGACUUGAGUCGUAUUUCAAUCAGAUGGCUAUCUUGGUUAACAUUGUGCGUCAGCACGUUCGUGCCUUCUUACCUGAGAUCAUUGACGUGAUCCGUGAAUUCUGGGAUGCGUCAUACCAGGUACAGGGUACAAUUUUGUCCCUGAUGGAGGCUAUUUCCAGGUCCUUGGAGGGAGAGUUCAGAAAGUACCUCGCUCGCUUGAUUCCCCUAAUGUUGGAUACUCUCGAGAAGGACACUACCCCUCGCCGGCAACCGUCGGAGAAAAUUCUCCAUGCUUCCCUGAUCUUCGGCUCAAGUGGUGAAGAGUACAUGCACCUCAUCAUUCCCGCUAUCGUGCGCCUCUUUGAACGACCGCAGCAUCCUCAGAGCAUUCGCAAGUCGGCUAUUGACAGCUUGACGAAGCUGUCGCGCCUAGUCAAUGUCUCUGACUUUGCUUCCCUCAUAGUCCACUCUUUGUCGCGAGUCGUGGUCAGUGGCGACCGUGUCUUACGUCAAGCUGCAAUGGACUGCAUCUGUGCGCUGAUCUUCCAGCUUGGCCAGGACUUUACACACUACAUCCAUCUUUUGAGCAAAGUUCUCAAGCAGCACCAUAUCAAUCAUGUCAAUUACCAGAUCCUGGUGACGAAGCUUCAAAAGGGCGAUCCGCUCCCGCAAGACCUCAAUCCCGAAAAAAACUACUCCUUCCCCUCUGAUGACACGAAAUUUGCGGAGAUUGGCCAAAGGAAGAUUGUUGUCAACCAGCAGCAUCUAAAGCAUGCUUGGAAUUUUUCACAAAAGCCAACUCGCGAAGAUUGGCAAGAAUGGAUCCGUCGGUUCAGCGUUGAGCUCCUCAAAGAAUCGCCCUCGCCCGCAUUGCGGGCAUGCGCAAGCUUGGCUGGUAUCUACCAGCCGUUGGCAAGGGAUCUUUUCAAUGCCGCCUUCGUAUCUUGCUGGACCGAACUGUUUGACCAGUAUCAAGAAGAACUAGUUCGCUCCAUUGAGAAGGCCCUCACUUCACCAAACAUCUCACCGGAAAUCCUGCAAAUUCUUCUGAACCUCGCCGAGUUUAUGGAACACGACGAUAAGGCUUUACCCAUUGAUAUUCGCAUCCUGGGCAAGUAUGCUGCUAAGGGCCAUGCUUUUGCCAAGGCUCUGCAUUACAAAGAACUUGAAUUUGAGCAGGAUCAAAACUCCGGUGCUGUCGAAGCUUUGAUUACCAUCAACAACCAGCUACAGCAAUCAGAUGCUGCGAUUGGUAUCCUGCGGAAGGCACUGUCAUACCGCGACGUGGAGCUGAAGGAAACUUGGUUUGAGAAGCUGCAGCGCUGGGACGAAGCUCUGGCUGCGUACAAACGACGCGAGAAAGCGGAUCCGGAUUCCUUCGGCAUUACUAUGGGCAAGAUGCGCUGCUUGCACGCUCUCGGUGAAUGGAAGGUUCUUUCCGAUUUUGCGCAGGAGAAAUGGAAUCAGGCAUCGUUGGAGCACCGCAGAGCCAUUGCUCCCCUUGCUGCUGCUGCUGCAUGGGGCCGUGGUCAGUGGGAGCUGAUGGACUCGUACUUGAGUGUCAUGAAAGAACAGUCUCCCGAUCGGUCUUUCUUCGGCGCUAUCCUUGCCAUUCAUCGCAACCAGUUCGACGAGGGGAACAUGUACAUCGAGAAAGCACGGAAUGGCCUUAACACCGAACUUUCAGCCUUGCUCGGAGAGUCAUACAACCGGGCAUACGAUGUGGUUGUCCGCGUCCAGAUGCUUGCCGAACUGGAGGAGAUCAUCACUUACAAGCAACAUGUUGGAGACCCGGAGAAGCAGGAAGCCAUGCGCCAGACUUGGAACCAGCGCUUGCGGGGAUGUCAGCAAAAUGUGGAAGUGUGGCAGCGCAUGCUAAAGGUCAGAGCACUUGUCACUGCUCCCCGGGAGAAUUUGGACAUGUCCAUCAAAUUCGCCAAUCUUUGCCGCAAGUCCAACCGCAUGGGCCUUGCAGACCGUUCCUCAACUCUCUGGAGACGGUCAUCCAAGAUGCCAACUGUAACCUAUGCUCGAUUAAAAUUCAGCUGGGCCAAUGGAAGCCAGCAUGAAGCCCUCGAGGCGUUGAAAGACUUCAAUAUGGAACUCAGUGAGGACCUUUCUAAGUUUAAUACUCUUUUCGCUUCGCAAAAUGAGAGUCACGGAAUGAAUGGUGUCAACGGUAUCUCAGAUCCCAACCACCCGGAUGCCGUGCGCCUGCGAGGACGAGUCGUGGAUGUCGGGAACGCUAGAAAACUUCUCUCUAAGAGUUAUCUCAGACAGGGAGAAUGGCAAAGAGCCCUUCAAAAGGCGGAAUGGACAUCAGACAACGGCCGCGAGGUCCUUGGAGCCUACUCAGCGGCCACACAAUACAAUCACGAUUCCUACAAAGCCUGGCACGCUUGGGCUCUUGCAAACUUCGAGAUGGUGCAGACCAUCGUUAGCCAAGUUAAGGAAGCCAAGGGUGACAAGAAGGCGCUUGUGCCGCCACCCCCCACCUUGUCAUUGACCAUGUCAUUCCUGCCAUUCGUGGUUUCCUGCGACACACUGAGAUUGCUGACCUUGUGGUUCGCACAUGGUGGUGAUCAUCAUGUCAACACCGUGGUCACUGAAGGCUUUACAACGGUCAAUAUUGACACUUGGCUUUCUGUCACCCCGCAACUUAUCGCCCGGAUCAAUCAGCCUAACAUCAGAGUUUGUGGUGCCGUUCACAGACUCCUCGCGGAAGUUUGCAAGGCCCACCCUCAGGCCCUGGUGUAUCCGUUGACAGUUGCCAUGAAAUCCAACGUCGCCCGACGCUCACAAUCUGCAAGCAAUAUCAUGCAAAGCAUGCGCCAGCACAGCGCCAAACUCGUCGAACAGGCCGAUCUCGUAAGUCACGAAUUGAUCAGAGUUGCUGUGCUGUGGCAUGAGCUGUGGCAUGAAGGUUUGGAGGAGGCUUCUCGUCUCUACUUCGGCGAUCAUAACGUCGAGGGCAUGUUCGCAACACUUGCAACUCUUCAUGACAUGCUUGACAAAGGUCCCGAGACUCUUCGUGAAGUCUCAUUCGCCCAAGCUUUCGGACGCGAUCUGGCGGAAGCCAAACAUUACUGCAUGCUCUACCGCCAGACUGAGGAGAUUGGUGAUUUGAAUCAAGCUUGGGACCUUUACUACACUGUGUUCCGCAAGAUUAGCCGACAGCUCCCGCAAUUGUCGAUUCUCGAUCUCAAAUACGUCUCCCCUCGUUUGAAGGAUUGCAAUGGCCUGGACCUGGCCGUGCCUGGAACCUACCAGAGCGGUCGUCCGAUUAUUUGCAUCGUCAGCUUUGACCCAAUUUUACACGUCUUGCAGACUAAGAAGAGACCAAGACGGAUGACCCUUAAGGGUAACAAUGGUAAAUCCUACAUGUAUUUACUCAAGGGUCAAGAAGAUAUUCGCCAAGACGAGAGAGUUAUGCAACUCUUCGGACUAGUCAACACUCUUCUCGACAACGAUAGUGAAAGCUUCAAACGCCAUCUGUCUGUUCAGCGCUUCCCCGCUAUCCCGUUGUCGCAGAGCUCUGGCCUGCUCGGAUGGGUGUGUAAUAGUGAUACACUGCAUGCUCUUAUCAAGGAAUACCGAGAGAGCCGCCGUAUUCUGCUCAACAUUGAGCGUCGGAUCAUGCUUCAGAUGGCUCCGGAUUAUGACAGCCUUACCGUUAUGCAGAAGGUUGAGGUCUUUGGUUACGCUAUGGACAACACUACCGGAAAAGAUCUGUAUCGGGUGCUGUGGCUCAAGAGCAAGAGCUCCGAAGCCUGGCUUGAACGACGCACCAACUACACCCGAUCCCUCGGUGUCAUGUCCAUGGUCGGAUACAUCCUUGGCCUGGGUGAUCGUCAUCCUUCCAACUUGCUACUUGAUCGCACGACUGGUCACGUGGUCCACAUCGAUUUUGGCGACUGUUUCGAAGUGGCCAUGCACCGCGAGAAAUACCCCGAACGUGUCCCAUUCCGCCUAACACGUAUGUUGACCUUCGCUAUGGAAGUUAGUAACAUCGAGGGAAGCUACCGCAUCACGUGUGAGGCUGUGAUGCGUGUUCUUAGGGAGAACAAGGAUUCCCUCAUGGCUGUUUUAGAAGCCUUUAUCCACGAUCCCUUGAUCAAUUGGCGCCUGGGCGCGCAGGAGUCCCCUGAUCGAACGACUCUUACCGCGGAACGUCGCCAGUCAAUUAUCGAGGGCAUCAAUUUCGAGCAUGGCAUGCAAUCAAACAGCGUGUCUCGCCCCCGCCGACCAUCCAUCUUAGAAGGCGGCAUCCUUGACAUCCAGGAAGGUGGAACCGAGGCUCGCGAGGCACAAAAUGCUCGUGCUCUCCAGGUUCUCGCCCGUGUCAAGGAGAAACUGACCGGUGCCGAAUUCAGGCAUAGUGACGAACUGAAUAUCAGCGACCAGGUGGACAAGCUCCUUGCUCAAGCCACCAACGUGGAGAACAUUUGUCAGCAUUGGAUCGGAUGGUGCAGCUUCUGGUGA
Molecule: messenger RNA, 7035 nt
Organism: Penicillium argentinense
Lineage: Eukaryota; Fungi; Ascomycota; Eurotiomycetes; Eurotiales; Aspergillaceae
Product: Serine/threonine-protein kinase tor2
Exons: 7
Coding region: 1-7035 (2344 amino acids)
Biological process (GO): negative regulation of macroautophagy; TOR signaling; protein phosphorylation
Cellular component (GO): TORC2 complex; TORC1 complex; nucleus
Molecular function (GO): protein serine/threonine kinase activity; protein-containing complex binding; protein binding
Source: RefSeq, a predicted model, not a curated record